AGAGCUUGGAUCUGAAACUUUAAAACCAUGCUUUAACAUUAUUACAGCAUAUGUGUUGCUUGGUACCAAAGUCUUUCUACAGAGUUACUCUGGGACUGUUGUCGCAGCCUGUGCCUCACAUCUUGGAAAUGAUGUCAAACCAGAGGGCAUUGUUAUGGUAAUGAGGGUGAUGGAGACCAUUUUAAAAGUCUUUCCUGUGGAAGGAUCUGAAAUGUUCAGACAGCUUUUACCAGAUAUAUUACAUGCUGUAUUGAAAGGAGAUGAAUACCCUAUGGUGAUAUCCAUGUACCUGUCUGUUCUGGCAAGGAUUAUGUUACAGAAUGAAACUUUCUUUUUCUCAUUCUUGGAUGAUGUUGCUCGUCAUUGUGAAAAACAGAGUACAGAACUACUAUCAUCACUAAUAGACAUGUGGGUUGAAAAGAUUGAUAUGAUUACACAGACAGAAAGGAGGAAAUUGUCAGCUUUUGCAUUAGGUUCACUUUUAACAGUGAAUUCAAGGUAG
This is a messenger RNA of Saccoglossus kowalevskii, 502 nucleotides long. RefSeq names its product importin-11-like. Gene Ontology annotation, cellular component: nuclear envelope; cytosol. The record is from RefSeq and is a predicted model, not a curated record. NCBI's taxonomy places the organism in Eukaryota, Metazoa, Hemichordata, Enteropneusta, Harrimaniidae. Gene Ontology annotation, molecular function: small GTPase binding. Gene Ontology annotation, biological process: protein import into nucleus.